Messenger RNA from Aureobasidium musti, 3798 nucleotides. Lineage: Eukaryota; Fungi; Ascomycota; Dothideomycetes; Dothideales; Saccotheciaceae. The record is from the annotation of a GenBank genome assembly.
AUGGUCGCUCCUUCUGUGUCUGUACAUACGACGCUAGCCGACAUUUUUCUUAGCAGGAUUCCGGAAAGCGAACGUUACUCUGCCGUUCGGGACCUUGCCUCCAAUAUCGACAAUAACACUCUUGGACUUGUUGCUGCACUUGCUCAUCAAUGUCCAGACGAGGAGGCAAAUGUUCAUCUCAAUGAAUUUUUGAUCAGAUCAAUCGAACAAGAUGAUGCUUCGUCGGCCGCAGCCCUCUGUGUUGAAUAUCCAAGGAUCCGAAAUGCUUUAUUGCACUGGACAGAUCGCGAACUCCAUAUCUGUUUCUCACAGCUUCUCCGUCAACCAAAGAAUGCAGAGUUUGUGGUGCCGGUUGAUCAGGUCUUGAUCGUGGACCCCUUUGUAUCACACUACGACCCCGAGCUUGGGGUUGAUCGCGAAUUGGACGAGCUCGUACAAACGACUAUUUUAUAUUUGAGCUUCGCGAAACAACUUUUCAGAAGUCCGAUCCUUGACAAAUCUUUUGUCGUCUCGAGUCCGAUAGUAUGUGCCAUCUUUGGUCUCCUCGCUGCAUCAAAUCCGGAUGUCGCAGCUGCAGCUAAGGAUACUAUUCUUGCCUUCCUGGCCUCAUUCAAAGCUGGCACCUUUACAUUCUCACAUUUCAAAUCGGAUCCGGACGAACUCGACAGGCACCUUUGGCAGUGCAUCCGAAACUUGCUCGAUUUCAGCGAGAGGAGCUCGUAUAAGACCACUGCCUAUACCAUCUGGCUGAGGUGGUUGGAUCUGGACAGUCAUGGUUACUCACGUCAGGUAGCUCUGCAAAAAGAUCCAUACUGGAAAUAUUUGCUCGGAACACUUGGUCAGUCAUCUCAAGGCGACACUGAGCAAAGGAAAAUCUGUCUUCAUGUUCUCAAGAAGUCCAUCGCUAUCUCCCGCAACAACAUCCGCGCCAAUGACAUGGACUUGACAUUGGACAAGCAAGACAAGCCAGGCUCCAUGAUUGCUGAAUCGCAGUAUGCAAGAUUCUGCACUGUUUACGAAACUAUCGUCAUUGGCAGAUAUCUCAACCAGGCACUGGAGUGCGUGCAGGAUUUGGACCACCUUGCUUCUGCUNNGGAAACCAUGGUCCAGAAAUCAUGGCUNUUUGCUCUUCUCGAAUCAGCACUUUCUCCGGUUACUCAAGACAGUAUGCGCAAGAUGCUGGGAAACUGGCUCAUGAGCACCGACAUUAGGCUAUUCAGCCAUGCUGAAGAGUUUGCAACAUUGUUGCAGAAAUCAUUUCUACCUUGGGCCACUCAAGGCCCCUUGUUCACAGGUAGUGUUCAAGGGAAAACCAGAGAUAUGAUAUGUGCUCAUGGAACAAGACUAUCGAAUUUCCUGGAACGACUCCUUCAGGGCCAUCUUGACCGCGACGAUGUCUAUUCCAGAAAAUGCAUUGUCAAUGCUGUUCUUGUCUAUCUGGACACCAACAAGAACAAGAUUGUUCCUGUAGCAGUGAUCUAUCUCCUCCAAGGUCUUGCCAAGGGUCUACGAGGAGAGUCUACCGCCUGUAUGGAAGGUGAAGCAUUGGAGUUGAUACUCAGUUUGUCACGAGUCACUGGCUACCCCGAGGUUGCGCGCGAUGCUAUGCUCGUACAAUGCUACAAACUCUCUCAAUUGGUCAGCCAGGAUGCGGAGACAUACGGAGAACACGGUACGGCGAAGUUGACUGCAUCUGACGCCAAGCUGGAGGUUUUAUCUCAGCAGAUCAAAGCGUUCAAAAUCAACGCGCCCUCAAGGUUCGAAUCAAACGAGAAAAGGUCUGCAAGAUGGACGUCGCUUGAUGUUUUCUUGGACGAACUCGAAAGUACCCAACAUACCAGCAUCCAGGGUUCUGGGUUGCUGAUGGCGUGCGAGUCAUUGACUUCCAUUUUCGACAGAGCUGGCAGCGGUGAUCUAGAUGCUCAAAAGCUGGAUCGCGCCUUUGAUGCUGUCUGGAACGAGGUCGAGAGACAAGAUUACCCGAGAGACGUUCUCAUGUUCCUGCCACGUCUAGCAUUGCAUCCUGGCUGUGUCAGUCGUUGUCUGGAGGAUGAGUCGUUUUGCGCCACGAUCUUGGAAGUCUUUACGCAACUGCAGCGCCUGAUGAAGGGCAGAAUAUAUCUGUGGACACCCAUAAUGAAAGCCUACAGGACAGCCAUGAUCACAUGUCCUGCUUCUGCUGAAAAGUUCGGCUUGGACGAAUUUGUCAUCCAGACUGCAAACAAUCUUCCUGCUGCAAGACUUGAGUUCAAGCUGGAGGCUGCAGCUAUCCAGCUAUUGACUGAGGAUGGAGACAUUCACCGAAGCUACAGCGACUACUACGGAGAAUACGAAGAGGUUGGACAUGCUGCCUUCUUCGAUCUUGUCAAUCGUCUCGACAACAUGAACUCGCCGAUGGUCAGUGAUAUAUACGACCGUCUACUCAAGCCGUGGACAAAACAAAGACCUCCUGUCCCUAUCGUUACAAAGUGGAAGAGCACUACACAGCUCCAAGUCAUGCUUAUGCUUUCGGAACAACGUCUCCAGAAAAUCACUGCUAAAGAAGCGGAAGAUCAGCUUCGAGUGCUGCUGAGAGUGGUCGCCAUCGAGCCGCUGCCGAGAUAUCGCUUCUUGCUAGAAUGGAUCAUCUCCCGCGUCAUUCUUAAUCAUCAUUCAACAGGCGAGCUUGUCCUCGAUGCACUCUCAUCGAAAGACCACCAUUCGAAUCCCAAAUACCUUGGAACUCUCGUCAAGAUUGCCUUGAUGAUUGCUUGUCAAGAAAACUGCUCUCGAGACUUUGCAGCAAGAGUAGCAUAUCGUCUUGUAGCACUCGCGUCAAGUGCAAAGAUCAUCAUCCGUCACGAAGCACAGUGGUCAUUCCCAAUCUUGUGGGAUUAUGCUGAAAGUAGGGGCUGGACAGAGAUCCAAUCCAACCCCGCUUGUGCUGCCUUGAAUGAGUACAUCCGCAGUCUCGAAAGAUUUUCGGAACCGCCGCCAGCAAGAGAACUUGAACGUCUUGACCCUUCUGCUGACAACACACUCACGAACUUGCUCCAGGGCAAGUACCUUCGUGUCGAACCGCCAGGUGAAGAAUCUAUUGUGACUGGUGAUUUCCAACGCCUGUGGGANAAAGACACAACAGCAAAAUCGACAAAUGAAGCCCUCCCUCUGGGUCCCCAAUCAUCCACACCAACACAAUUUGGCACCCUUCCCGCUCAAGCGACACAAGAGCAAUCCAAGGAGUCAGCACGCACAGAGGCCUUUGCUGCACUACAAACAAAAGGAACAGCAUACCUGUCCGCGGAUCUGUCGUCCUCAGACUCGUCCACAACCACAACCACGCGCCCUACCUCCCUGAUCGUCGUCGGCUCUCUCGUCGACAACGCAUACAACCUCGGCGGUCUCUCCCGCAUCAGCGAAAUCUUCGGCGCAGAGGCCAUGUACAUCCAAUCCCCACACUCCGUGCUCGCAAACAAAGACUUUGUUUCCGUAGCCGUGGCCUCGCAUAACCAUCUGCCCAUCCACGAUCUCCACUCUGACAACUUGUCUGCCUUNUUGACUGACAANAAGAUGCAGGGAUAUACUGUUGUGGGUGUUGAACAGACUGACCGUAGUGUCUUGCUGGGCUCUGAACAGUGCAAGUUGCCGGAAAAGACUUUGCUUGUUAUGGGAAGGGAAAGGGAAGGUGUGCCGGCGAGUGUGCUUGGUGAGUGUGAUAUGCUGGUGGAGAUUCCGCAGAAGGGCGUUACUAGGAGUAUGAAUGUGCAGACGGCGGCUGGUGUGGUGCUUUUCGAGUAUGCUAGACAGCAUCAGGGAUAA